GUUGCUCAUGACUUCAAGCGUUUUCUCAAAAGUUGUGCAAGCACUUCUCUUCACCUUCGUAAAUCUUGCAAGAGUAAUUAUCAUUUCAACGCCCAGUUUCGCCGCUGGAGUUAGAUCGAAAACAAGGAAAAUCCAAAAUUGAAAUACCAUCGAGUUCGCAUUGAUCACAUGGCUGCAGCUGGGAGUUCAAUGCUGUAUUCUCUUUUUCUAUUUGUUGCCACACUUUCUCUGCAAGAAAUGUUUAGAGCAAAGUUAGCUUCUUCAGAGUUGUUUACUAUUCUUGGAGGAUUCACAAGUUCUAUCGUAUUCCUCACACUGCUCACGUUCAUUGGAAAUUAUCAGGAAACAAUUGGUGUCAAAACGGGGUGGGGAGCUGUUAUCAUAGCAGAAGCCGUGGCUCUAAUAGCUGCUAGUACUGUUCAUCGAGUUUGUAUCACAACUUGCUUUCUAUUUUCUACUGGACUUUUAUACGAGGUCAACAAACUCUCGGGAAUGACUGACAUUAAAGCUAAAAGGGUUUGAAUGGAAGUUCUCCUAUUCCUCUGAUUUCACUUAGUAGCCUCACAGUAAGAGGUAUAUCUGCUACUGUUCCUCGAAGCACAAUCUCAACUACAAACCUUAGCAUACAUUGGUUCUCCAGUAAUCAGUUCUUGAUAGUUCUUUCUGCUAUUAGAGUUGGAGUUCCUAACAUCUUAUCUUUGCAUAAAUUUAGAUACUAUAUAAAUUUUAUGAUGUAGUAUAACUGAAUACUUCGUACUAUGAGUUUAUUCUGUUUCUCUUGAA
Messenger RNA from Salvia hispanica, 783 nucleotides. Its product is annotated as keratinocyte-associated-like protein. Gene Ontology annotation, biological process: protein N-linked glycosylation. The record is from RefSeq and is a predicted model, not a curated record. NCBI's taxonomy places the organism in Eukaryota, Viridiplantae, Streptophyta, Magnoliopsida, Lamiales, Lamiaceae.